Messenger RNA from Suillus discolor, 1066 nucleotides. RefSeq lists its product as uncharacterized. Gene Ontology annotation, cellular component: mediator complex. Gene Ontology annotation, molecular function: transcription coregulator activity. Lineage: Eukaryota; Fungi; Basidiomycota; Agaricomycetes; Boletales; Suillaceae. The record is from RefSeq and is a predicted model, not a curated record. The transcript is spliced from 3 exons. The coding region runs from base 335 to 871 and encodes 178 amino acids. Gene Ontology annotation, biological process: regulation of transcription by RNA polymerase II.
GCUAGUGGAGGACGCUCUCACCUUCAGGGUCAUUCACUUAAGUAUAACUUUUCGUCGAGCCCCUCAUUACGCGGUACAUGAUGUCCCUGGAUGAUCAUUAAAGGGUAGAUGUUCUUUGGAGCACCGCGGGUCCUCGCCUCUUCUUGCAGAUACGAUACACUCCAACCAACAGAACAUCGACGGAGACCCUCAGCGCUACAGGGGGAACUUUAUGUAAAUGAUGCCCCCGUAACUCACUUGAAAACAAAUAAGUUGAAACAACUAACUACAGCUAGUACAUACUGGCCGCAGUACUUGCGCUAUUAGUAGCACCAAUACAAAGUUCUUUUUCCUCAUGGCACAUCGCCAAGAACCACCGCCCGUCCAAGAGAACGAUCCAUCUGAGAUCGAUCCAAUAUGGACGUCAAGCCGUACUGCACGCCAGAUUUACGCCUUGGGUGAAGUCGAAAAAGACAUAACCCGUCUCCUAUCCCUUGCAGCGUCAUCCGUCUCGCUGCUCACUCUCCCCCAGACGGAUGAGCCCGAUGACAACCUCCCUCAGGGAGAAGAGCGCUCUGAGCAAUUCGUUCUAGAAGUGAGCGAGUACUUUGAACGGCUAGACUCAAUUCAAGUGGCUAUUCGCUCUUCAUUGGCUCACAUACGCCAGUCACGAAUCGCACCAUCCGCAAUCACAGCUCCCCCUCUUGGAUUUGUUCCCCCUUCACUUGGUGUCGGUCUUCCAAGAGCUACAGGGACCAGAGGCCUGCAAGAAGAGCGCACGGAUCGAGAUGCAUGGGUAGGCAUCCUCGACGCCCUCACACGCCUCAAGGAAUCACAACAGCAUGAACAACUACUAGUACACACUUCCCCACACCACGCAAUGAAUACAUGAGUCCAACUAAACUAUAACGAGCUGCUCGUCUAUGCCGAGACCUUCGAAUUCAAGUGUCUAAUAUAAUGCAAUCAAAAGUCAGGUUCAUACCAUCGCGUGAUUUUCCAGGUUUACAGCCGAAACUUACACGCUCGCCUCCUCCAGUGCUUCCUCGGCAUGCAGGAGCUCGACAUCUUCCGCAAACUCAGGUUGGGA